ACAGAAAAGGAACCAUGACUAAGAAUUGCAGACUAACUGUCUUCAUUGGGCUUCUUGUCGUGAAUUUGGUCCAAAAUUCACUCUCUUCUGUUGUGUCUGUUGGAGACUUCAACAAGGAUUUCUACGUGAUGUGGUCUCCUAAUCAUGUAAACACUUCUGCUGAUGGGCGAACAAGGAGCUUGAUUCUUGACAAAGACUCAGGUGCUGGUUUUGCUUCCAAUGAGAUGUUCUUGUUUGGGGAGAUUGACAUGCAAAUCAAGCUGGUACCAGGUCAUUCAGCAGGCACAGUCGUAGCCUUUUAUCUAACCUCGGAUCAACCUAACCGAGAUGAGAUAGAUUUUGAAUUCCUGGGCAAUGUGACGGGGCAGCCAUAUAUCCUCCAAACCAAUGUGUUUGCUGAUGGGUUCGAUAACAGGGAGGAAAGAAUCCAUCUGUGGUUUGAUCCAACCAAAGACUUCCACACCUAUUCAAUCCUAUGGAACCUCCACCAAAUUGUAUUCAUGGUGGACUGGGUACCCAUCAGAGUGUAUAGAAACCAUGCAGACAAGGGAGUUGCUUUUCCAAGGUGGCAACCAAUGGGCAUCAAAAUCAGCCUAUGGAACGGUGACAGUUGGGCAACACGUGGUGGACGCGAUAAGGUUGACUGGUCAAAGGGUCCCUUCAUAGCCUCAUUCAGGAACUAUAAAAUUGAUGCCUGUAUUUGGAAAGGGAAUGCAAGGUUUUGUAGGGCUGACAGCACCACCAAUUGGUGGAACAAGGACCGCUAUAGCACUCUAACAUCAACACAGAGGAGGCUGUUCAAAUGGGUUAGGAAGUACUUUCUCAUCUAUGAUUAUUGCCUAGACAACAUCAGAUUCCAAAACAACUUGCCAAGAGAAUGCUCUCUUCCCAAGUAUUGAUCAAUUAAAGGGAAUCUUUCGGCUUUAAUUACUUUUAUCAUGCAUAUUUCUUCUUCUUAUUUUUUUAUUUUUUUGGGUGUUCAUUGGGAGGGCAACCUUUUGGCCAUUACUUCUGUCUAUGGUCACGGCUGCAAUAAAUCUUUCUUUCUGCAUAUGUGAUCCCAUGGAUGUAUAACUUAAACAUUAAGCGAAUUCAUGGAUAGUUAAA
Nelumbo nucifera (sacred lotus) is the source of this 1107-nucleotide messenger RNA. Its product is annotated as putative xyloglucan endotransglucosylase/hydrolase protein 10. The record is from RefSeq and is a predicted model, not a curated record. Gene Ontology annotation, biological process: xyloglucan metabolic process; cell wall biogenesis. Gene Ontology annotation, cellular component: apoplast; cell wall. NCBI's taxonomy places the organism in Eukaryota, Viridiplantae, Streptophyta, Magnoliopsida, Proteales, Nelumbonaceae. Gene Ontology annotation, molecular function: hydrolase activity, hydrolyzing O-glycosyl compounds; xyloglucan:xyloglucosyl transferase activity.